CGGGCCGGGGGCUGCCGCCGCCCCCGGAGCGCUCUGCGCGCCCCCCCGGAGGCCGCCGCCCCGUCCCCAGGCGGCAAGCCAGCAAAGGCUGCAGGCUCCCUCCCUCCUCCUCCUCGCGGCCUGCCUGCCCCGCACGGUGUUGCAACCGCCCCGCGCGGCAGACCUCGGUCGGCGGAGGGGAGGAGCGCGGGCGCUGGACCCGGGAGGCAAGCUGGAGCGCAAAGCGGGCUGCUGCCGCAGCUGCCUGCCUGGUUUCCCGAGCUGUCUUGAAGCUAGGCUGCUCCCGGAGUAAAGCUCUUCCUCCGUGCCGCCCACGAUGGGCUCCAGGCUGUCCGUGGAUGACUCCGUGCGUGUCGUGGUUGUUGGAGGUGGCUUUGGCGGCAUCGCAGCUGCCAGCCAGCUGAAGUCCUGGGCAGUCCCCUUUGUGCUGGUGGAUAUGAGAGAUGCUUUCCAUCACAACGUCGGUGCCCUCCGGGCCUCAGUGGAGAGCGGAUUUGCCAAGAAAACUUUCAUCUCCUAUUCUGUCACCUUUGGGGACUGCUUUCGACAAGGCAAAGUUGUUGGAAUAGACCCUGGGAAGCAGCAAGUCUUGCUCAGUGACGGUGAGGAACUUCACUACUCUCAUCUCAUUCUUGCAACAGGCAGUGAUGGGCCAUUCCCUGGAAAAUUCAACAAAGUCAUUGACAUGGAAAGUGCCAUCCAGACUUAUGAGGACAUGGUUAAGGAGAUUGAAAAAUCUCAGCGCAUCCUGGUUGUGGGAGGUGGUUCUGCUGGAGUCGAGAUGGCUGCAGAGAUCAAAACAGAGUACCCAGCCAAAGAGGUCACCCUCAUUCAUUCAAAAAUUGCACUAGCUGACGUGGAGCUGCUACACAGCGUCCGUCAGGAGGUGAAAGAGAUCCUCCUCAGGAAAGGAGUGCGCCUCCUGUUAAGUGAGAGGGUCAGCAACCUUGAGAACUUCACUCCAAACCGGUUCCAGAAGGAUACAGUAGUAAGGACAGAAAAGGGCACAGAGGUUACUGCUGAUAUGGUGAUCCUGUGCACAGGGAUAAAGAUUAACUCUUCAGCAUAUGCCAGUGCGUUUGGAGAUAAACUGGCAAGUAAUGGUGCUUUGAAAGUUAACCAGCAUCUCCAACUGGAAGGCUAUGAGAACAUCUAUGCCAUUGGGGACUGUGCAGAUCUGAGGGAACCAAAAAUGGCCUACCAUGCUGGGCUCCAUGCCAACAUUGUGGUGACAAACAUCAUCAACAGCCUGACACACAAGUCUCUUAAAACCUACCAGCCAGGGUCACUAACAUUCUUGCUUUCAAUGGGCAAGAACGAUGGGGUUGGUCAGAUUAACGGUUACUAUGUAGGACGUCUCUUGGUGACUACUGCGAAGAGCCGGGACCUUUUUGUCUCCAAGAGCUGGAAGACGAUGGGGCAGACAAUGCCCUAGUAGGGAGUUCAAUAAACAAACCAGAGAAGGCUCUACAAACUGAAAGAUGGCAUUGCCUGGGCAGGCUGAUACUGUCUCCUACAAUGUCGCCUAAAGCCGCUCUUCAGCAUGGUGCGGUAAAAGGAAGCCUUGUGUUGCUGUAAAGGGGAUGAAGGCACUUUCCAAAUGAGCUGCCACAGAAGCUCUCAUGGUAAAAGCAGGGGAGGAAUGUUUUUCUUAACUUACCUGUGGAGGUAGCUCUGAGCAAGAAGUUUGGUUUACCUUGAUUUGUAACAAUAAACAUUGAUUUUCAAAA
Messenger RNA from Rhea pennata, 1730 nucleotides. RefSeq names its product apoptosis inducing factor mitochondria associated 2 (gene AIFM2). Gene Ontology annotation, biological process: positive regulation of apoptotic process; apoptotic mitochondrial changes. The coding region runs from base 317 to 1435 and encodes 372 amino acids. Gene Ontology annotation, molecular function: electron-transferring-flavoprotein dehydrogenase activity; flavin adenine dinucleotide binding. The transcript has 9 exons. The record is from RefSeq and is a predicted model, not a curated record. NCBI's taxonomy places the organism in Eukaryota, Metazoa, Chordata, Aves, Rheiformes, Rheidae. Gene Ontology annotation, cellular component: mitochondrion; cytoplasm.